Molecule: messenger RNA, 2870 nt
Organism: Paramuricea clavata
Lineage: Eukaryota; Metazoa; Cnidaria; Anthozoa; Malacalcyonacea; Plexauridae
Source: the annotation of a GenBank genome assembly
AUGUGGAUGAAUGUGCCCGAGGAUUGGACAACUGUGGUAGUAAUUCGCAAUGUAUUAACACUGAUGGGAGUUUUGUCUGCAGAUGUAACUAUGGUUAUACCGGAAAUGGAGUAUAUUGUUAUGGUGAGUACUGUAGUUCCUUGGCAUAUUCUUAGACUGUAAUUCGUUUAUACAAGUUUUCCUUUUUUUAUUUUCUAUAUUAUCAAAGUAACGGUUUGAUCUAAUUGAUGAUUUUUCCUAUUUUUAAACUGUUGGGAAAAAUUGUGAUCUGCCAUUCGCUUACUACUAUACUGAAAAAGUCAUUCGUGAAUUUUUUUAUCCUUAGACAUCAAUGAAUGUUCCCUGUCGAUUGACAAUUGUCAUUCCAACGCUUCUUGCAGCAACAUUGGUGGAUCAUUUUUCUGCACUUGUGAGAGUGGAUAUACUGGAAAUGGAACUUUUUGCCAAGGUAAAUAGCCAAUGGCCAUAUUUAACGUCAAUUCGACCGAAAUCAUCGAGUAAAAAAGAAACGUUGACAACAUAAAUGAUACUGCAAGGCAAUGAAAGUAUAUUAAUUAUGUUUGUAACAAUUUAAUGCAAUUUAUUUGUCAUAAAUCUUUAGAAAUAGAUGAAUGUUCUCUUUCUGUUGACGACUGCCACCCAAAUUCAAACUGCACCAAUAUUGAUGGAUCCUUUCUGUGCAUUUGUGAUGAAGAAUUUUCAGGAAACGAAACUCUUUGCCAAGGUAAACAUAAAAGGUCAUCAUGGCACCUAAGAAAAACAAAAUUUUAGUCGCGUUUCUUGAAAAUCGUAAUACACACAUACAUAUAAAAAAUAUUUAAAGGACAUUGACAACCAAAAUUUCUGUUAGGCCUACUUAUCUAUUAGGUAUACUUACGGAAUAUUUAAUUUCAUAUUUUUGUCGAUUUCUCGCGUUUAGUUGUUGAGAAAAUUUAAUAAAAAGUUCAACAGUUGUACGCCAUUUUGAAAAUAAACUGUGUAUGCUAAUUUAUGCCACAACAUACAUUAUCUGACGACAUUAGAUGGAUAAACAUAAUUUCAUGACUAUAAACAAUACCGAGUAUUACCACGUGUAGUGUACUUUGAGCCAAAACACCUACUCCGUGUUAAAUAAUCGCAGAAAUUCGAGUGUAACAAGGCAAAUACUAAUGCAAUAUUUUAUGAUCAAUUGUACAUGUAUUGUAAAUUGCGCCAUUCCUUGCUUUCCCAGUCGCUCGAUAUGUUUUUAUCUGAUAGUGUAGACUUGUUUGAUUGCGAAGAGUGUUGGCCAGUAUAACGCUAAAACACGACAUAUUUUUAGCUAACAUAACACGCACGCAAUAUAAUUCUCUCUUGUAGUUUUGGUACUACCCAUCUAAUUACGUCACAAAGUUCGAGAUAAUUUUUCAAAAAUAUUUUCCAAGAUGGUGGCGAAACACAAAGUUUGCAUACAUUUUUCUCGUAAACAAAAAUGUUCGAGAAGGAAAUGAUAAUAUUUUUAUAGUUAGGUCGUCAGGUAGGAUUGAAAUAGCCAAAAAAAAAUUUUCGUUGCGAUUGUUCUUUAAACACGUUAGACCUAAUCUUGUAUUGCUAUUCCCCACUAUCUUAUAAUUAAAUAAUACUUGGUGUACAUCAGUACAAAUAGUCACUGAAAUUGUUGAAAGCGUUUCUAUAUUUCGACAACAAAGUGCUUCAAAAUUUAGUUCUAUAAAGACCCGUGAAAAUGUCCAGUGCAAACUGCAAGCCCUAACCAGUUUCAGAAAAUGUAACGAUAGGAUUUUUUGAAGCAGAAAUCGAUCUGUAGCCUGUCAUUGCGGUUUAAGUUGCGCAUCGUAAUGGGAUAGGUAAUAGUAAUCCGAAAAUAAUUAAAAUCCCAAUUCAAUUCAUCCGAUCUGAAAGACUUUAAUCCGAAUCCAUUUGGAUCCAAUCGGAUCCAAUCUUAGAGCAAGAAGUGAUGCUGGCUUGAUCCGGUCCGACAAAAUGUUUUACACAGAUUUGAUAUUUUGAUUUCAAUUGAUCUUUUUAUUUCCUAUUGGCUCUUUUUACGACGCAGCACAGGAUCGCAUUCUGAUUAUAACACCGCAGAAAACGUCAGCGCAUGCGUCAACCAUACUAAAAAUUGCCAUGCGAACGCGGUGUCAAAUGUUCCGAAGUUAGUCAAAAGCUCAAGAUGGAAGCGAUAAGGAUGGACUUCUAUGUUUUUCUGUGAAAAUGCAUGCAAUCGAAAUAAUAAAUGUGACAACCUAUACUAAAACUAGAAAUAAUUACUGUCUACAUGUUCAAAAUAUAGUAUCAUGCAAGAGAAUAAACCAAUAGUAAUUGGGCAUAAAUGUAUUGCAUAAUUUCUUUAUCUUUAAUCGACGUCACUGAAAUAAUUUAUCCAAGUCCAUAUUUGACCACUGGGAUUCAAUAUUUUGCCCGGGUAAAAGAAGACAGAUCUUUUUCAUUUGACCCUAUUUACUAAGGCCCUAAUUAAAUAGUUGAAAAUAUAAUGAAGUGCUGCAUGCGGUCUACUAAAUUCCUUUCAUUUUCGUCGUAUGCUCAAAUAUUUAUUCUAAUUGUCAUAGAAAAAUCUAUAGCCGUCCGGUUACGAGGACCAUCAAGUUCUAAUGGUACUGGUCGUGUGGAGGUAUUCUACAAUGAACGAUGGGGAACAAUCUGUCAUGAUUAUUGGGAUAUAAAUGAUGCUAAGGUUGUAUGUCGUCAACUUGGUUAUCCAUAUGCCGCUAGAGCUCUUCGAGGGAGCCAAGUUCCUGAUGGCACUGGACAGAUAUGGUUAGAUAACGUCAGAUGUACUGGAAAUGAGCAAAGUCUAAUUAAUUGUUCUCAUAGUGGAUGGGGAUAUCAUAAUUGUCGGCAUUAUCAGGACGCAGGAGUGGAAUGUUCUUCAG